Messenger RNA from Macadamia integrifolia, 622 nucleotides. RefSeq names its product glutaredoxin-like. The coding region runs from base 115 to 441 and encodes 108 amino acids. Lineage: Eukaryota; Viridiplantae; Streptophyta; Magnoliopsida; Proteales; Proteaceae. Gene Ontology annotation, cellular component: cytoplasm. Gene Ontology annotation, molecular function: glutathione disulfide oxidoreductase activity. The transcript is spliced from 4 exons. Gene Ontology annotation, biological process: cellular response to oxidative stress. The record is from RefSeq and is a predicted model, not a curated record.
AAACAUAAUAAAGAUAGGGUUCCAAACAAUAGAAAAUAUUGAGAACUGAGAUCGAGUUCAGAGCAGAACCAGAGAAUUCGCAGAAAGUAGAGGAGAGAGACUUUGAAGAUUGAAAUGGCUUUGGCUAAGGCGAAAGAGACCGUUUCAUCCAACCCGACCGUCGUCUUCAGUAAGAGCUACUGCCCUUAUUGCACGAGGGUCAAGCAGUUGCUGUCAGAACUAAAAGCAACUUACAAGGCCAUUGAACUGGAUGUGGAAACUGAUGGAGGCGAUAUUCAGUCUGCACUCUCAGAGUGGACAGGGCAGAGGACUGUCCCUAAUGUGUUCAUUGGUGGAAAGCACAUUGGAGGCUGUGAUGCAACUGUGGCAAAGCACCAGGAGGGGAAGCUUGUGCCCUUGCUCAUUGAAGCUGGCGCUAUUACUAAAACUGUUACUGCUUGAAACCAGAUGAGGCAGACAUGAGCACAUUGAAGAUGAAUGGCUGAAACAUCAACAGAGACUAGUAAUUAUAGACUUCCCAUAGAGGGGUUGAUGAACAUGCUGUUGUGCCUAUGAUUGCGUGUGUAAUAAAUAAAUAAAUAAUAAAUAAAUAAAAAAAAAAGAACUAUUUGAUGGAAUAAAA